GUUGUACCGGUGCAUGUGCCGAGUGGCGAACAGAAAUGUUAUCAAGCUAGCGGGCCCACUUCAGCUACUUCAGUCAUGGAUUUUCUGGCGAUUUCCUCGGUUUAGGCCUGCAGGAUUUGAGACGUUCAGCUGGCCAUUGGCCUCGAGGUGGUCAGGUUACAUCCCUUCCAGUAGCGAGAAGGGUCCUAGAGUUCAGAUGUGGAGGCUAUGGAUAGACCGGUUGCAGGACAGAGAGUUUAUCUGGAUGCCGUACAGCAGCCCCGACGUACUUCAGGUUGUGCAUCCAGAGGUUUUGGAGCCUCGACAUAUGGUGCUGUGGCGGUCUGUUACAUCGCUUAUCUACUUUGCCGUCAUAGAGUGGCAUCAGAUAGAUAGGGUUCUUCCGCAGUUUGGAGGGGUGCAGCCCCGUCCACAGGCCGCCCUGAACAUCGACUUUCUGAUGUCGAAGGACGGCAGAGGCGGCGAUCGAUGGUUCCCGUCCCAUUUGGAGAAGUGGCAUCUGUAUUGGGACUCCCGUACGGAGAGCGUGCUGAGGUUCGAUGUUGUUGCUGACCCUGGUCCGUCGCAUGAGUUCUUGGAGUGGUGGAGUCAGUACGGGAAGAGGUUUUUGUCUCCAGAUCCGCAGUUGGGCGAUCCGAGAGCCGUUGCUAUUCCUGUUGAGGCCUCACAGCGGGGAGCUGGGCGAGUUCCUGAGAUGGAUCGACCUGACGACGUGCCGGACAGGCGGCGGGUUGAUAGGAGAGCUCGCGUGGGCACACGGCGUAGCCAGCGUGACUGGGGGUGGCUAGAGCGUGCUAUAGAGAAUGAUGACGAGGCCGGCCCCGCUGGGGGUCGACGACGACGCCAUCCUGGCAGAGGUAGAGGGCGUGCUGCGGUUCAUGCCGCUGCACCUGACCCUGAGGACGAUGAGGAUGAUCAGCAUGGGCCCGAGGGCGGGGAUGGUGCAGGGGCGGCUGCAGUUGUUGGUGUUAGUACCCAGGAUGGGGUGCACGGAGGUGAGUGGUAUGGCUCAGGGAUGGGUGACGGGGCUGAGCCUAGUGACGCUGGACUUGGGUCGGGUCCUUUUGGACAUUACUUUGUUGGAGUACCCACCGACGACCAGCCUCAGCAGGACGGUACUCCAUGGGUUAUUCCCGGAUCACAGUGGCAGGACUUCCUUGGGGCAGAUACGCUUGAUGCGGACUUCGGCAGUCCACGGUUUCUAGAGGAGAUUACGGCUAUCAUGCAAGAGGACGAGCCGGGCAGGAGGCGUCCUCAGACCCGGGCACGCAGGCACCCUUAGAUGUUGAUCUGAACGAGCCUGCUACGACACCUGUUGGUGACCAGUUUGGUUUGGGAGGUACCCCACAUUCCGCUUACACCGCUGCAUCACAGUCUGUCGCCGGGCCGUCUGCCGCACCUGUCCAUUUUACGCCACCCGCACAGCCUGCCCCGCAUGAGGACGCAGAUGAGAUAGAGGAUGAGGAGCCGUUUAUCCGCAGAGGUCAGAGGCCACGGGUACCCCGUCGUUGUGGGACAGACUCCCACUUGUUUAGAUGAUUUACUUUUCAUGUAUUUUGGACGUUAGGGUUCACUCAUGUACCUGACCCAUGUGGAUUACUGUUGUUACUUUAGAGCUGUUUUUCCUUGUUGUUUCUUCAUCUUAUUGUACUUAAAAAUCUGGUAUUUACCUAGUGGAUUACUGAAUAUGUAUUAUCAUUGAAUCAUAUAACACUUUAGUUAUCAACUUUUGCAUU
Molecule: messenger RNA, 1736 nt
Organism: Arachis ipaensis
Lineage: Eukaryota; Viridiplantae; Streptophyta; Magnoliopsida; Fabales; Fabaceae
Source: RefSeq, a predicted model, not a curated record